Messenger RNA from Mangifera indica (mango), 2068 nucleotides. RefSeq names its product serine/threonine-protein kinase AtPK2/AtPK19-like. Gene Ontology annotation, molecular function: ATP binding; protein serine/threonine kinase activity. NCBI's taxonomy places the organism in Eukaryota, Viridiplantae, Streptophyta, Magnoliopsida, Sapindales, Anacardiaceae. Gene Ontology annotation, biological process: protein phosphorylation. The transcript is spliced from 7 exons. Bases 398 to 1873 code for a protein of 491 amino acids. The record is from RefSeq and is a predicted model, not a curated record.
ACGAUUCAAAUUCCUUCUAUACUUGCGGCUUGUCCGAAUAUUCCAUUGUUUAUUUAUUUCUUCAUAAAGUUUCAAUCUUGGUGUCGAUGCUCCUUCUCCGCGUUCUCUCCAGAUUUGACAACCUGAUCUUCAUGAAUUUGAGAACUUCUGGUGCAUCGUCCGUUGUUUCCUGCAAGUUGGGAAACAAGAGCUACUUCUUCUCCUGGAUUCUCUUUUGCUUGCUGCCAAAGUUUCUAGGAACUCCCAUUGCAUACGUGCCCCCGUUCUUCUUGUUAAUUAAGGCCAUUGAUUUGAGUCCUUCAACCGGAUUGGUUUUGGAGAAUUUUAGGGGAAUUUAGCCAGUUUGGUGAUUGCUUUCACUAUCUUCAUUUGGUUUCCUUAGAUAAAACUUGGUAGCAUGGUUUCCUCUCAUUUACCAGGUUCCCGCAUGUGCAAACCACUCCUUACAGAGCUAUUUCUUCCUACGAACCCUGCAGAUGUUGUUGUAUCUGAAAAUGUUGAGCUGGAUUUUUCUGAUGUUUUUGGUCCUGUACCUGUUCAGACCUCAGCUCAAUUAAGUUGCAGUGAUUUGGGGAAUUCUGUAGUUGAUACAUCUGAAGUUAGUGAGAUAAUUUAUGAAGAUUCGGUUGUCAUUUACAACCGAUCACAUUCUCUGGUUGGCCCCUCUUCUUGUGUAAGUGAAUCACUGAAAUUGAGCAAGCUCACUCUACAUGAGACACAGGAUUCAGAGGAGCUACUGGACUGUGUUGAGGGAGAGAUGAUAAAAGAAUUUGAGAAAUCCUCCAUUGACAAGGUUAUUUCUAAUAAUGAGCAUCUUGAAAAUGUCAAUGGAUGUUCUACUGAGGUCUGUAGUGUAGGCAUUGAGGAUUUUGAAGUUUUGAAGGUUGUUGGGCAGGGUGCAUUUGGAAGGGUGUAUCAGGUGAGGAAGAAGAAUACCCCAGAAAUAUAUGCGAUGAAGGUUAUGCGAAAGGACAAGAUUAUGGAGAAGAAUCAUGUCGAAUACAUGAAAGCUGAGAGGGAUAUUUUGAUGAAAAUAGAUCACCCCUUUAUUGUGCAACUCAAAUAUUCUUUCCAAACCAAAUAUAGAUUAUACCUUGUGCUGGAUUUCAUAAAUGGAGGACACCUUUUUUUCCAGCUCUACCACCAUGGCCUUUUCAGAGAGGAUCUGGCACGUAUAUAUGCUGCUGAGCUUGUUUCUGCUGUUUCUCACCUUCAUUCAAAGGGCAUAAUGCAUAGGGAUCUUAAACCUGAAAAUGUUCUUUUGGAUGCAGAUGGCCAUGUAAUGCUUACUGAUUUUGGCCUGGCAAAGCAAUUUGAUGAAAAUACAAGAUCCAACUCUAUGUGUGGUACAAUUGAAUAUAUGUCACCUGAAAUUAUUCUUGGAAAGGGCCAUGAUAAGGCUGCAGACUGGUGGAGUGUGGGAAUUCUGUUGUAUGAGAUGCUCACUGGAAAGCCUCCUUUUAUCGGUGGGAACAGACAAAAAGUCCAGCAAAAGAUAGUUAAGGAUAAGAUCAAGCUGCCAGCAUAUUUGUCCAGUGAAGCACAUGCUCUGUUGAAAGGGCUACUACAAAAGGAACCUAGCAAGCGCCUAGGUAGUGGACCUAGAGGAAGCGAGGAAAUUAAGCAACAGAAGUGGUUCAAAUCAAUCAAUUGGAAGAAACUGGAGGCAAGAGAAAUCCAACCCAGCUUUCGUCCGGAUGUUGCAGGGAAGCACUGCAUUGCUAACUUUGACAAGCAAUGGACUGAGAUGCCACUUUUGGAUUCUCCAGCUACAUCUCCAAAGAUCAAUAUAAACCCAUUCAUCAACUUUACUUAUGUGAGGCCUGCUGAUUCAUUCCUUCUGAGUAGUAGCCCCUAUUCUAGCUUUAUAUGAUGUUUUUGAGGGAUUACUACUUUCGCCAGUCGAUAGUGGAUCUAUAAUGGUGGCAUAAUUUGAAAGUAUUUUACUCAGUAGACAAACUACUCUAUGGUGUAUUACAUUCUCUGCUAUAAACAUAUGUUCUGUAGACUCAUCCAUCCUCGUUUCCUAUUAUAAUAAGUUAUGUCCUUAGUUGACGGUGUUAUUGAA